AUGGUGCCUCUCCUGCUGCUCCUCAGCGCUCUGCCAUCUGCGUUAGCUGCCCCUGCUCCGCCGGCAUCCGCUGCAGCACCGUAUGUGGGGUCUACCCAGUCUGCGGUCUUCCCACCGCCGGGAGCCACUAUCACAGAGUAUGCAUCUCUCUUUCCAAAUGCAUCGGUGGUCGGGUUCCUUGGCCCUACUCCAACCGGAGCCGAGGCGCAGGCCAUAGCAACUGCUCCAGUAGCUGCAUUGAGAUUCGACACGUACCCUCUCGUCGCCCCGUCUAACCAAUACACGACCUCAGGGCCAGCCUUUGACCUGAUGCAUCAUUGGGGAAACCUCGGUCCUGCCUAUUCCGUUGGUGGCGCGUUUGGUCUUCCCAACACGUCUCCCCAGGUACCUGCGGGAUGCGAGUUGGAACAGGUCCAUCUGCUGUUUCGUCACGGAGCGAGGUACCCGACGUCUGGAUCUCAGCCAAGCGAGUUCGCGGCUCUCUUGCACAGCGCGGCCACGGAACGCAACAGCAGACUCAGCUUCUCAGGCCCCCUUGAGUUCCUCAGCACUUGGACUUACAAGCUUGGGGCGGAGAUUCUUACCCCCUUCGGCCGCAAACAGUGUCUAGAUCUCGGUGUGGCCUUCAGAGUCAAGUAUGGCGAACUAUUGAACGGUUUCACCGAACUUCCCGUCUUCCGGACAACUUCGGAAGAUCGAAUGCAGAAGACCUUACUGAACUUUGCCGUCGGAUUCUUCGGUGCCCCUGAGUACCUGACAGCAUAUCACGAAGAGAUCAUCAUCGAGUCUGGAGGCUAUAACAACACGCUUGCGCCAUCGAAUGCCUGCCCAGACUCCGGCAAUGCCGUUGGCGGUAACAUUGGCGGCUGGACAUCCGGGAACUGGACAGAGAUCUAUCUCAAAGAGACCACCGCACGACUGCAGCAGUACGUCACCGGUGUACAACUGACACCCAGCGUUGUCUAUGGGAUGCAGCAAAUGUGCGCGUACGAGACCGUGGCAUUGGGGUAUUCUAGCUUCUGUGAGCUGUUCACUGAAGAGGAAUGGAGGGGUUUCGAGUACUCCAUUGGCGAGUACCACUUGUCUUUCUGGUAUGGUAAUGGGCCCGGAAAUCCCACUGCCGCGGCGAUGGGCAUCGGUUACGUCCAGGAGCUGGUCGCUCGCCUCACGAAGACGCUUCCGACAAAAUUCGAUACUAACAUGAAUGGCACGCUGGACAGUAGCACCAUCACAUUCCCAUUGAACCAACCAAUCUAUGCGGAUGCUACCCAUGACACUGUUAUCGCUAGCAUUAUUACAGCGUUGAAUUUCACUACAUUGGCAGCGAAUGGGCCUCUACCCAUUGACCAUAUCCCUGUCUACCAGACGUACCAUGUCAACGAGAUUGCUCCUUUCAGUUCCAAUCUUGUUGCUCAGGUCUUGUCUUGCCCCGCGUCCGCGGCGGCACAUGACUCAAAGACGGAGUCAUACAUCAGAUUCCUGCUCAAUGACGGGGCAGUACCCCUUACCGGAAUCGCGCACUGCGAAACACCUAACGAAGAUGGUCUGUGCCUGUUUGACAACUUCGUGAAGGGUAUGCAGGAGCGGAUUGCUGAGGUCAAUUACGCCUAUGACUGCUAUGCGAGCUAUUCGGCGCCGACUCCCGAUAACAUUAUCGACGGCCAGGUAUGA
This is a messenger RNA of Postia placenta MAD-698-R-SB12, 1671 nucleotides long. RefSeq lists its product as hypothetical. The transcript is spliced from 8 exons. NCBI's taxonomy places the organism in Eukaryota, Fungi, Basidiomycota, Agaricomycetes, Polyporales, Adustoporiaceae. Gene Ontology annotation, molecular function: acid phosphatase activity. Bases 1 to 1671 code for a protein of 556 amino acids. The record is from RefSeq and is a predicted model, not a curated record.